This is a messenger RNA of Camelus dromedarius (Arabian camel), 1919 nucleotides long. It is a transcript of the gene NSUN6, whose product is annotated as NOP2/Sun RNA methyltransferase 6. NCBI's taxonomy places the organism in Eukaryota, Metazoa, Chordata, Mammalia, Artiodactyla, Camelidae. Gene Ontology annotation, biological process: RNA methylation. Gene Ontology annotation, molecular function: RNA methyltransferase activity; RNA binding. Bases 437 to 1861 code for a protein of 474 amino acids. The record is from RefSeq and is a predicted model, not a curated record. The transcript has 11 exons.
ACCCGUCGCCGGAAAUGGCGUGAUCCGGAAGCGUCUUUCAGCUGAGAAACGGGGCUGAGGGUUUGGAAACGCAGACUUAAGGUUGAGUGUGACUGAGUUGAUUCCAGUCUGGUUUCCAGUUCGCAACGGUUUCGCUCCUCACGGGUUUUUUUUUUCUUUUUUCUUUCUCUGCGACGUGAGUGGCAUUGUCUCGCGGUGGUUUCCGUGAGCGUCGCUAAGGAAGGACCUAGGACAGGGGUGGUGGAGGCGGGGAAGACGCUCUCAACCGGCUGAGUGCAAGUUCCUCGCUCGGCGUGAGCGGCGCGUGUUUCCUGGGCGUCGGGUGGUCCCGGCACGUUGUGGGUGGUUAUUCCUUGUCCAGACGCUCACUUUAAUUCGGAAAGAAAAACCACCGUUUUCCAGCACUUCUGAAGGAGGAGAAAUAAGCAACAGGAAGAUGUCUGUUUUCCCUAAAAUAUCUUUGAGGCUUGAGGUUGAAAACUAUCUCAAAGCGGGCUUCAUGAAUAAGGAGGUUGUGUCUGCUUUAGGUAAACAAGAAGCAGAAAGGAAGUUUGAAGCUCUGUUAAGUCGCUUGUCACACCCUCCAUCGUUCACAACUGUCAGAGUAAAUACCCAUCUAGCCUCAGUGCAGCAUGUGAAAAAUCUGUUGUUUGAUGAGCUUCAAAAGCAGUUUAAUGGAUUAAGUUUUCCUGUUCUUCAGCAUCCAGAGCUGCAGGAUGUCUUACUUAUUCCUGUCAUUGGACCUAGGAAGAACAUAAAACAGCAACACUGCGAGGUUGUCGUCGGAGCCCAGUGUGGCAGCGCAGUGUUACGAGGAGCCCACGUCUAUGUUCCAGGAAUCGUGUCCGCCUCCAAAUUUAUGAAAGCUGGAGAUGUUGUUUCCAUAUACUCUGAUAUUAAAGGCAAAUGUAAGAAAGGAGCCAAAGAAUUUGAUGGAACAAAAAUAUUUCUUGGAAAUGGGAUUUCUGAACUAAGCCGCAGAGAAAUCUUCAGUGGGCUACCUGAACUGAAGGGGAUAGGCGUGAGAAUGACGGAACCAGUGUAUCUCAGCCCUUCAUUCGACAAUGUACUGCCCAGCUACUUAUUUUUACAGAAUUUGCCGUCUGCUGUGGUAGCUCAUGUUCUGAAUCCUCAGCCUGGAGAGCGGAUUCUGGAUUUGUGUGCGGCCCCUGGAGGCAAAACCACACACAUUGCGGCACUGAUGCAGGAUCAGGGAGAAGUGAUUGCGCUGGAUAAAAUAUCCAACAAAGUAGAAAAAAUAAAGCAGAAUGCGUUACUGUUGGGGCUGAAUUCCAUCAGGGCAUUUUGCUUUGAUGGAACAAAGGCCCUUAAACUUGAUGUGGUCAAGGACACAGAAGGAGAACCUCCAUUCUUACCAGAAUCUUUUGACCGAAUUCUCCUUGACGCUCCCUGCAGUGGAAUGGGACAGCGACCAAACAUGGCUUGUACUUGGACUUUGAAGGAAGUGACAUCAUAUCUGCCAUUGCAGCGAAAACUCUUUACUGUGGCAGUUCAGCUGCUGAAGCCAGGGGGCGUGCUGGUUUACAGCACGUGCACCAUCACACUGGCGGAAAAUGAAGAACAAGUGGCCUGGGCCCUCAGGACGUUCCCUUGCCUUCAGCUUCAGCACCAGGAACCCCACGUUGGAGGAGAAGGAAUGAUGGGAGCUGGCCUGUCGCUGGAACAGUUGAAACAGCUGCAGCGCUUCGAUCCAUCUGUUGUGCGAUCACAGAACACUGACAUGGAUUCUCUCAGAGACGCCAGAAUAGAAGACAUGGUUUGGCUGGCAAAUAAGGAUUGUAUAGGUUUUUUUAUUGCGAAAUUCAUAAAAUGCAAAAGCACACAGGAGAAGGAUCCUUAGAAAUGAAAAUUCCAAAUGUUUUCUGUGUGUGGUGCUUUUUUUUUUUUUUUUUUAAAAA